ACCCAGAUAAAACACAGACUAUAGCUGCAGAUAGAACCAUCUAUACUGGCAUUUCCUAUCACCCUAUAUUAUUCCACUCACGGUACUUAUGCAAAUUUUGGAUAUCGAUAUCUGGUUGCUGUUUACUCCCCCUCUGCAAGUAUCGACCAGUUCAUCAGGAUGGGCUUAACCGAAGACGAUGUACAAAACGUAGCUGUAGCCCUGGGAUAUACGAUUGCCAAAGCCGAGCUAGACGAUUAUACUCAACUGCUCAAUAAGGCACGUCAAAAUUUUGAGGCCGUGUCGGCCAUGGAUGACUACCAGCCAACCCCUGACCUCACCCUCACAUCCCGUGCGAACAUCCACUUCCCCACCAACUCCACCAACUCCCUCAACGCCUGGGCAUGGCGCUGCGAGUGCACUCACACAACCCCCCCCUCCACGACUCUCAAGCAUAAAACCCUUUGCCUCAAAGACAACAUCGCCCUAGCCCAGAUCCCCUGCCUUCUCGGCACCACCUCUUUCACUGACUGGACGCCCCAAAUCGACGCCACAGUAGUGACCCGCAUCCUCGAAGCAGGCGGCACCAUCGCUGGUAAAUCCGUCUGCGAGAACCUGUCCCGGGGCGCGGUGAGCGUGACCGCCUCCACAGGCCCCGUGCACAACCCCUAUGCGCAUGGCUAUUCAGCGGGAGGGAGUAGUUCCGGCACGGGGGCGUUGGUCGGGGUUGGAGAGGUGGAUAUGGGACUGGGAUGUGACCAAGGCGGGAGUAUACGGAUCCCCGCGGCGAUGUGUGGGGUGUACGGACUCAAGGCGACGACGGGGUUGGUGCCGUAUACAGGAAUUGCGAGUCUGGAUGCGAGUGUGGAUUUUGUGGGGCCGAUGGCGAGGACGGUGCGGGAUUUGGCAGUGUUAUUAGAGGUUGUUGCGGGCGCGGAUGGGUUGGAUGAUAGGCAGGGGGCCGGAUGUCCUUUGAGGGGGGAGGUGCCAAGGUAUGCCGAGGUUUUGGAGGAGGGGAAGGAAAGGGGGGUCAAGGGGAUGAGGAUUGGGGUUUUGAGAGAGGGGAUUGCGAGUCCGGAUUUGGAUGAGGAAGUAAAGAGGAAGUUCCUGGCUGCGGCGAAGGAGUUUAAGCGUCUGGGGGCGGUGGUCGAGGAAGUUAGUGUGCUGAUGCAUGAGAAGGCGAAGGUGAUAUAUACCGUUAUGAGCAAGAUGGGGAAUCAUAUGGGCAUGCAGGGCAAAGCGACCGGGAGGAGACAGCUCAUGAUGACGGACCUCUUGCAGAAGAAGAACCUUCCCUACUCCCAGGAUGCUCUAGAGAAGAUGAGCGUUUUCAGCAGGGAGGGUUUGCUUGCGGGCGAGAUGGGGUGGGCCGAGUAUCCGUAUGUGUAUCCCAAAGCGGUCAACUUGAGCCGGAAGUUGAGAGAUUGCUAUGAUGAGGCGCUGGGGAAGUACGAUGUGCUUAUCAUGCCGACGACGUUGCGGCCAGCGAGCCCGUUGCCGGAUGUUGGGGCGGAUCCGUUGACGCACAUAGCGGCUGGGAAGGGCUUGACGGAUAAUACGUCUGCUUUCAAUGCCAGUGGACAUCCAGCACUUGCUAUGCCUAUUGGGUUUGUGCCGUCGAAGGCAGAUCCUACGAUCAGAUUACCUACAAGUAUGCAGAUCGUCGGGCGCUUUUGGGAGGAGAGCAAGGUGCUGAAGGUUGCGUAUGCCUGGGAGAAGGCAAUCGACUGGAAGCAGUUUUAGGACCAAGCAGAAGGGUGAACAGCUGUUCCUAACUUCGAUAAUAAGCAAGCAUGGACUUGGAAUCAGGUUGGUUUCGUCUCACUGGAGGAGUCUAUUCGGCACCUCCAUUUCGGCUUGCCUCCGGGUUCGGAAUCAACGCCGAUUCGCUUUGAGUCACAUCUACUCCUAGGUUCCCAGAAAAUCAGUCCGACAUGCAGCUCCAGCUACACCGAAAUAAGAAAUCUCAG
Messenger RNA from Pseudomassariella vexata, 1949 nucleotides. Its product is annotated as putative amidase. The transcript is spliced from 3 exons. Bases 160 to 1722 code for a protein of 520 amino acids. Lineage: Eukaryota; Fungi; Ascomycota; Sordariomycetes; Amphisphaeriales; Pseudomassariaceae. Gene Ontology annotation, molecular function: catalytic activity. The record is from RefSeq and is a predicted model, not a curated record.